Messenger RNA from Eptesicus fuscus (big brown bat), 5461 nucleotides. It is a transcript of the gene SORBS2, whose product is annotated as sorbin and SH3 domain containing 2. Lineage: Eukaryota; Metazoa; Chordata; Mammalia; Chiroptera; Vespertilionidae. Gene Ontology annotation, biological process: Notch signaling pathway. The transcript has 25 exons. Gene Ontology annotation, cellular component: neuronal cell body; synapse; dendrite. The coding region runs from base 80 to 3979 and encodes 1299 amino acids. Gene Ontology annotation, molecular function: protein binding. The record is from RefSeq and is a predicted model, not a curated record.
CCUCUGCUCAGAGCGACCGAGGCGCCCGGCUGCCCGGAGGGAAACUGAAGACUUUAAUAACAAACCCUCCAAGGUCACAAUGAAUACAGAUAGCGGUGGGUGUGCUCGCAAACGUGCCGCCAUGUCUGUUACAUUAACAUCUGUGAAGAGAGUUCAAAGUUCUCCAAACCUAUUGGCUGCAGGGCGUGAUUCUCAGUCACCAGAUUCAGCCUGGAGAUCUUACAAUGACCAAAAUCAAGACACACUGAAUGGAGAUGCUACAUAUUCCUCUCUUGCAGCAAAAGGCUUUAGAAGCGUCCGGCCAAACCUACAAGAAAAAAGGUCACCCACUCAGAGCCAGAUAACAGUGAAUGGGAACUCGGGAGGCGCUGUGAGUCCGAUGAGCUACUACCAGCGGCCCUUCUCCCCUUCGGCCUACUCCCUGCCAGGCUCCCUCAACUCCAGCAUCAUCAUGCCGCAUGGCCGGUCACUCGAUUCCACAGAGACGUAUGCCCAGCACGCGCAGUCUCUGGACGGCACGGUGGGCAGCUCCAUCCCGCUGUACAGGUCCUCAGAGGAAGAGAAGAGGGUGACGGUCAUCAAAGCCCCACACUACCCGGGGAUCGGGCCGGUGGACGAGUCCGGCAUCCCCACGGCCAUCAGAACGACAGUUGACAGACCGAAGGACUGGUACAAGACGAUGUUCAAGCAAAUUCACAUGGUGCACAAGCCGGACGACGACACAGACAUGUACAAUACUCCUUAUACAUAUAACGCAGGCCUGUACAACUCACCCUACAGUGCUCAGUCCCAUCCCGCUGCGAAGACCCAGACCUACAGACCCCUCUCCAAAAGCCACUCGGACAAUGGCACGGACACUUUUAAGGAUGCCACUCCCCCGGCCCCUCCCCCCCACGUUCCUCCUCCAGUCCCACCGCUUCGACCCAGAGAUCGGUCUUCGACAGAGAAGCAUGACUGGGACCCUCCAGACAGAAAGGUGGACACGAGGAAGUUCCGUUCCGAGCCCAGGAGCAUUUUUGAAUAUGAACCCGGGAAGUCGUCGAUCCUGCAGCAUGAACGGCCACCCCCUCUCCCAACAACUCCGACACCUGCUCCCCAGGAGCCCGGCCGGAAGCCGAUUCCUUUGUCACCCUAUGGAGAAGUCACUGGUAGCCCCUCCCCUCCACCCAGGAGCGGGCUCCCCACACCAAGCCCGAGCACCCCGGCUCUCUCUCCCAUCUGGACUGACCGCAUACAUCCAGAUGACGUAGAGUUAGAGAAUGAGCCCUGGUAUAAGUUCUUUUCAGAGCUGGAGUUUGGACGGCCGCCUCCUAAAAAGGCUCUGGACUAUGUUCAAGACCAUUCUCCUGGUGUUUCCAAUGAGGCCUCCUUGUAUCAAUCCUCUAUAGACAGAAGCCUGGAAAGACCCAGUAGCUCUGCAGGCCUGGCCAGUGACUUCAGGAAGAGGAGGAAGAGCGAGCCAGCCGUGGGGCAGCCGAGGGGCCUGGGGGACCCAAGGGCGAGCAGGACCAGCCCCGGCCGGGCGGACCUCCCGGGAUCAAGCGCCACCCUGACCCAGUCUUUCAUUAGUUCUUCCCCUUCCUCCCCAUCCAGAGCAAAAGGUGGGGAUGAUAGCAAAAUGUGUGCACCCCUUUGCAGCUGCUCAGGGCCCCGCGGCAGCGCCUGCCAGGAGCUAGACGGCUGUCCCACGUACAGACAGCACCUGGACGUCCCGCGCGACUCGCAGCGGGCCCUGGCCUUCAAAAACGGCUGGCAGAUGGCCCGGCAGAACGCCGAGGUCUGGAGCAGCACCGAAGAGGCCGUGUCCCCCAAAAUCAAGUCCCGCAGCUGCGACGACCUCCUGAGCGACGACUGCGGUGGCUUCCCCGACCCCAAAACCAAGUCGGAGAGUAUGGGCUCCCUGCUCUGCGAAGAGGACGCCAAGGAGGGCUGCCCGGGGCCGUGGGCAUCCCCCUACCUCCAGGAGCCCCGGGCCAGCGGCAGGUCCCGGCUCCGCCACAGGUCGGCCCACAACGCCCCGGGGUUCCUGAAAAUGUACAAGAAAAUGCACCGCAUCAACCGCAAGGACCUGAUGAGCUCCGAGGUGAUGUGCUCCGUGAAGUCGAGGAUCCUGCAGUACGAAAAGGAGCCGCACGCCCGGGGCCUGCUCCCCGGAUGGAGCCAGUCCUCCGCCGACGAGGUGCCCAGGGACAUGGUCCCCACCCGCAUCUCGGAGUUUGAGAAGCUGAUUCAGAAGUCCAAGUCCAUGCCCAACUUGGGGGACGAGAUGCUCUCCCCGGCGGCCCUCGAGCCGCAGCACCCUGGGCUCUGCCCCACCAGGCGGUUCUCCAUCGAGUCUCUGCUGGAGGAAGACAAUCCGAGCAGGCGCCCUCGUCCCGGACCACGGAGCUACACGUCUAAAAGCCUGGUGCCCAUCCACAUCGAAGUCACCAGCGACGAGGCCCCGAGAGCCCAGCUGGAGCUUUCCGACAGCGACCAAGACGGGGUGGUGUCCGAACACAGCGACUACAUUCACGUCGAGGGCUCAUCCUUCUGCAGCGAGAGCGACUUCGACCACUUCUCCUUCACAUCCUCGGAAAGCUUCUACGGGUCCAGCCACCAUCACCAUCACCAUCACCAUCACCGGCACCUCGUCAGCUCCUGCAAAGGCAGGUGCCCUGCCUCGUACACCCGCUUCACCACGAUGCGCAAACACGAACGAGCGAAACACGACAGCACCGAGGAGCCCAGGAGACAGGACCCGGACCCCGGCCUCUCGAAGCUUGCCUUUCUCGUCAGCCCCGUGCCUUUCCGGAGGAAAAAGCAUCCGACGCCCAAAAAACAGACGGAAAAGGCAAAGUGCAAAACGGCCGUGUUCGAGGCUCUGGACUCCGCCCUUAAGGACAUCUGUGACCAAAUUAAGGCUGAAAAGAGAAGGGGGAGUUUGCCGGACAACAGUAUAUUGCACCGUCUGAUCAGUGAGCUGCUGCCGGACGUCCCCGAAAGGAACUCAUCGCUGAGAGCUCUCAGAAGGAGCCCCAUGCCCCAGCCUUGCCACCCGCUGCCCCCAGAUGGUGCUACCCACUGUCCAUGGUACCAGAACGACUGUGGGAGGAUGCCUCACAGUGCCUCUCUCCAAGACAUGGACACCAAUAACAACUACCACCCAGACCUCGACAGUGCCCUGGGUCUGCAAGACCGCGAGUCCCCUAGAAGUUACGCGUCCACUGUGACUGACUUGGGGAGGAGUGCACCGAGAGAAAGAAGAGGAACUCCAGAAAAAGAGAAAUUGCCUGCAAAAGCUGUUUAUGAUUUUAAGGCUCAGACAUCUAAGGAGCUGUCGUUCAAGAAGGGAGACACGGUCUACAUCCUCAGGAAAAUCGACCAGAACUGGUACGAGGGCGAGCACCACGGACGCGUGGGCAUCUUCCCCAUCUCCUACGUGGAGAAGCUCUCACCCCCUGAGAAAGCACAGCCCGCGAGGCCGCCGCCCCCGGCCCAGCCUGGAGAAAUCGGGGAGGCGAUCGCCAAGUACAAUUUCAACGCGGACACGAACGUGGAGCUGUCGCUGAGAAAGGGAGACAGAGUUAUUCUUCUCAAAAGAGUUGAUCAGAACUGGUACGAAGGUAAAAUUCCAGGAACCAGCAGACAAGGCAUCUUCCCUGUUUCCUAUGUAGAAGUCGUGAAGAGGAACACAGCCAAAGGCGCCGAGGAUUACCCCGACCCUCCAAUACCCCACAGCUACUCGAGUGACAGAAUCCACAGCUUAAGUUCCAACAAGCCACAGCGUCCUGUGUUUACUCAUGAAAACAUUCAAGGUGGGGGGGAACCGUUUCAGGCUCUGUAUAACUAUACUCCUAGGAAUGAAGACGAGCUGGAGCUCAGAGAAAGCGACGUCAUCGACGUGAUGGAAAAAUGUGAUGAUGGAUGGUUCGUGGGAACCUCAAGAAGAACCAAAUUCUUUGGUACUUUCCCCGGAAACUAUGUCAAGAGGCUGUGAAGCACCCUCCCUCCUGUGUACGCGGCGUCUCAGAACCUUGCCCGAAAGACCCCGCAGGCCUCCCGCUCUCAUGCCUUAUGUUUCCCACAGAAGUCACCACCGUCCCCGUCUCCACCUGCCGCCCAACCACCAGCAGAGUAACAGCCGGAGCCUCGGGGAGGCUGGCAGGCCUGUUCCAUGUGAAAGUGCAUAUCCCUGCUUUCUGCUCUAAACUGAAAGUCUGUACAUUAGGAUCAGAAAGAAAUUCUUCAUACUUACAAAGGGUGAAAUAAAUUGAAAAGUGUCUCGAGGAGGUUCCCUGGUCCAUUUUGAGGAUGUCCCCCCCCCUCCUCAGGUGACCAGAAGAUGGUUUAUUACUAAAUACGUGGUGUGUGUGUCCACACUCUUAGCUUGGCAGUCUGUGUUCCUUUCACGAGUUUGCCUAGAGUCCUCGUUUACACGACAUGACAACUGUACUUCAGCUAUUAUUUGCCUGCACUUAUACGUAUGUUGUAAUAUGCACAGUGAUUACACAAGCUAAAGCAAGAGUAGGAGCGUUCAUUUGGAUGAGUGUGAUUUUUGUUGAUUGAAUGUGGGUUUUCAAAUAGCAGUCUUUUCCUGCGAUUCUUUUGUACUUUUUAGAAGUGCAAACAGUAAGUGAGUAAGAGCUUUGGGUAAUAAAUCAUGAGAAUAUAAGAGAUUUAGCUAGACUACAAAAAAAAAAAUAUUGUGUUGUAAAGUUGCGUUGCUAUUUUAUAUUAAAAUGUAAUAAUCAGCAUCAUAAACAAUGAGCCCUUAGUGCUUAUUUAUCUGACAAAAUUUAAAUAAAAGCAGUGUUAGUGAGAAGUGCAAAGAGUUAUUCUAACAUAGACACUUGAAAGUAUCCAUAAGCAAUAUUCCUAGGUAGGAUUUCACUGUGUGUGCACAUAGCCAUUUGCGAUUGUAUGAGAACAGGCAAUCCAUAUGAUAUGUCAUACAUUUUAUGGAAUGUAAAAGAAUCCCACACAUUAUUUUAUAGAAAUAGAAAACUUUAGGAGUAUCACAGGUAUUAAGGCUGGUUUUAGCAAGGAUUAUGAUCAAUACAAUUAUUUUUACUAUAAUUAUUUUUUUUCUAUGGAACUCAGAAUCCUGGCUACAUUUGAGGACAGGAAUAUGUUGAGCCUGAUUUUCUGGUGUGUAUAAAAUACUUCCUCAAAAUACAUUAGGCACUUUUUAGAGGCAAUGUUAAUUCAUCCAGGUUCUAUUUUCUGCCCUGAGGUAGAAAUUUACAAAACGAUAUUGGGACCUGGAAGAUUUAAUGUAGCGAACAGUGCCUGAAUUACACACCCCCUGAGAACUAGCUUUGUAUUUCUUAUGACUUUGCAUAAGAACUAUUCAUAUUUGGAUCUUGAGCACCUUAUAGAGAAAACUUUUUAUGGCAUUUCUUCUGUGGACAGUGACUGAUCUUUUCACAAUGUAAGUAGACUCUAGAAUUUUGUACAUAUGGUUGCUCUUUUUUUUUUU